AUGGCCCCCGCCAUCCCCAAGGCUACAGAGGCCAGCGGACCAUCUUCCCCCACUCCUGGCCACAGUCUGAGUCCCAGCCCCGAACACCCCAAGGAGAGUCCCUUGGAGGUUUGGUUGAACCUGGGAGGCAGCACACAUGACCCUCAUGGGCCAGAGCCAACAUUCCCCUUUCAGGGCACACUGGAGCCACAGCCAGCGUCAGAUAUAAUUGACAUCGACUACUUUGAAGGAUUGGAUGGUGAGGGCCGUGGUGCCGACCUGGAGAGCUUUCCGGGAUCGCCAGGAACCUCAGAGCACCACCCUGAUACUGGGGGAGAGACCCCUUCCUGGAGCCUGCUUGACUUAUAUGAUGACUUCACCCCCUUUGAUGAAUCUGACUUCUACCCCACCACAUCCUUCUAUGAUGACCUGGAUGAAGAGGAGGAGGAAGAGGAGGAUGACAAAGAUGCACCAGGAGGUGGAGACCUGGAAGAUGAAAGUGACCUUCUGGUGCCCACCGAGAAGCCUGGUCUGGGGCCUGGGACUGGCCAACCUACCAGUCGGUGGCAUGGUGUCCCCCCACAGCAUACUCUGGGGAUGGUCCCUGGCAGCAGCAUCGCCCUCAGGCCUCGCCCGGGAGAGCCAGGCAGGGACCUGGCCCCAAGCGAGAAUGGCACUGAGUGCCGCAGCGGCUUUGUGCGACAUAACGGCUCCUGCCGGUCAGUGUGCGACCUCUUCCCAAGUUACUGUCACAAUGGCGGCCAGUGCUACCUGGUGGAGAACAUAGGGGCCUUCUGCAGGUGCAACACGCAGGACUACAUCUGGCACAAGGGGAUGCGCUGCGAGUCCAUCAUCACCGACUUCCAGGUGAUGUGCGUGGCCGUCGGCUCUGCUGCCCUCGUUCUGCUCCUGCUCUUCAUGAUGACGGUGUUCUUCGCCAAGAAGCUGUACCUGCUCAAGACAGAGAAUACCAAGCUGCGUAGGACCAACAAAUUCCGGACCCCGUCUGAGCUCCACAACGAUAACUUCUCCCUCUCCACCAUCGCCGAAGGCUCUCACCCAAACGAUGACCCUAGUGCUCCCCACAAAAUCCAGGAAGCUCUCAAGGCCUGCCUGAAAGAGGAGGAGUCCUUUAACAUCCAGAACUCCAUGUCGCCCAAACUUGAGGGUGGCAAAGGUGACCAGGCUGAAUUGGAGGUGAACUGUCUUCAGAAUAACCUAACCUAAAGCAGAGCAAGAAGAGAGGAAAUGGGGGGAGGGCGGGGGGCAGGGAGAAACAGGACCUCCUCUUGUACAGAGUCUGUUUCUUGUAACCAUUUGUUAAACUUUUCUUUUUCUGAUCUCAUGGCAUGCUUUGAUGUAUUUUGUACAGGAGGGGAAAUACACACACACACACACGUACACACGCGUACACACACACACACACACACACACAA
Molecule: messenger RNA, 1415 nt
Organism: Suricata suricatta (meerkat)
Lineage: Eukaryota; Metazoa; Chordata; Mammalia; Carnivora; Herpestidae
Gene: CSPG5
Product: chondroitin sulfate proteoglycan 5
Exons: 4
Coding region: 1-1206 (401 amino acids)
Biological process (GO): nervous system development
Source: RefSeq, a predicted model, not a curated record